Aspergillus sclerotioniger CBS 115572 is the source of this 4492-nucleotide messenger RNA. Its product is annotated as pectin lyase-like protein. NCBI's taxonomy places the organism in Eukaryota, Fungi, Ascomycota, Eurotiomycetes, Eurotiales, Aspergillaceae. The transcript has 6 exons. Bases 1 to 4407 code for a protein of 1468 amino acids. The record is from RefSeq and is a predicted model, not a curated record.
AUGCAAGAUAAUGUCAACAACUACUUUGGCACCGCUCCUGAUCACGGUUCUCUCACCGGUCCUGUCCUGGGGCAAACAAAUGUCACCAGGCACGGUACCCUCCGGCUGACUGAAGCUACCGCGGACGACUACUGGUUAUCGAGUCUGGGAAGUGCUGGACAGAUGCCCUUUGCAGACUCCGGAUACCAAUUCUUCCGCAAUGUCAAGGACUUCGGCGCGGUCGGCGAUGGCGUUACUGAUGAUACGGCAGCUAUCAACCGCGCCGUGGCCGCCUUCAGCUCCACCGACCUGACCACCUUGCGGUGCGGGAAGGAUUGCGGUUCCACAUCUACCCAGGGGGCUGUAGUAUACUUCCCUGCCGGGACCUACCUCAUCAGUACUCCCAUUGUUCAGUAUUAUUAUACCCAGUUCGUGGGUAACCCCAAUACCAAGCCCACUAUCAAGGGUUCCGAAAACUUCACGGGUAUCGCCUUGAUGGAUUCCGACUUCUACAUUCCCGGGGGGUCAGGUUCGGAAUGGUACAUCAACCAGAGCAAUUUUUAUCGUCAGAUUCGUAACUUUGUGUUCGAUAUGACCGGUAUGAAUUGGACCAAUACCGAUAAUGGACAAACGUACGUGCCCGCAGGUGUCCAUUGGCAGGUCGGGCAGGCAACCUCGAUCACCAACUGCGAUUUCAAAAUGGCCGUCUCCACAGCGGAUCAAUCGGCAACAGCAGUGGGUAUCUACAUGGAAAAUGGUAGUGGCGGAAUGGUAUCGGACCUGACAUUCACGGGCGGGAACAUCGGCUUCCUCGCGGGUAGCCAACAGUUCACUGCAAUUAAUCUACAAUUCACCUCUUGCUUGACCGCCAUCAAAUCGGUGUGGAACUGGGGCUUCACAUGGAAGAACAUCUAUGUCUUGUCUUGCUACAUUGCCAUUGAUGCGACUGAGUAUUCCGGGGUUGGAGACCAGGGUACAGGUUCAAUUGCGGUAGUAGAUUCACACUUCAACGGAGUGCCAUACGCAAUCACGAUUGCUGAAAAGGAUGAUCAACGCCCGAGUAUCGUUCUCGAUAAUCUGCUUGUCGAGGACUCUGCAGCUGUGGUUCUCGUCUCCGGUGGUGACACAAUCCUGGCUGGAUCGACAGCUGCCCAGUACUUCAACUCCUGGGUUAGUGGUUACCAAUAUCUUCCUGAUGGGUCCGGUAGCAAGAUGACCAGUUUUGUGAAUCCUGCACCGGAUAAGCCGUCGUCUCUACUUGACAGCUCCGGUGCCUACUUCCGCAAAGCCAAGCCUCAGUACGAAGGAGAGACUCCAGUGGUUGCAACGGACAACGGUAUCUCUAACGAUGGUACGGGUGAUCAGUCAUCUGCCAUUAAUUCUCUGCUUGAAAGUCAUGUGGGCUCUGUUAUAUACUUCCCCGGUGGUGUCUAUCUCGUGGAAAGCACAGUCAAAAUCCCGGUAGGGAGCAAGAUCAUUGGCUCUGGCUGGAGUCAGAUUAUGGGAACUGGAUCAGCAUUCGAGGACGUUGACAACCCCACUGUGGUAGUCCAAGUCGGUGAUUCAGGAGAUGAAGGAGUCAUCGAGAUUACGGAUAUGCUUUUCACCGUCAAAGGCGCCACUGCUGGGGCGGUCCUGAUGGAAUGGAACGUACAUGAAAGCACACAGGGAAGUGCUGCUAUGUGGGACAGCCACUUUCGGGUUGGCGGUGCUACCGGGAGCAACCUUGGACUGUCUGAAUGCCCAACAGGUGGUUCAGUUAAUACUGACUGUAUGGCUGCAUCACUGCUGAUGCACGUUACCAGCUCAGCUUCUGGUUACUUUGAGAACGUAUGGGCCUGGGUGGCUGAUCAUGACCUUGAUAGCCCCUUGAAUGCGGCUGCCUCGGAAAGUGAUGCUGGUAUUCCCUUGAAUGUGGAAACUGAUAUUUCGGUUUACGCCGGCCGUGGUAUCCUGAUCGAGUCACAAGGUCCCACCUGGCUCUAUGGAUCCGCCAGUGAGCAUUCCCAGAUGUAUCAAUAUCAAUUGGUGGGUGCGUCAAACAUCUACCUGGGACACAUGCAAACUGAGACCCCGUAUUACCAACCUAACCCCAACGCCUUGAGUCCCUACACGGCGGGGACCUUCCCAUCGGACCCGACUUAUUUGGAAUGCACAGACGACCUUUGUAAAGGCGCGUGGGCUCUUCGUGUUCUGAACUCCACAGAUGUUUUUAUAUAUUCGGCUGGGUUCUAUUCCUUCUUUCAGGAUUAUGACGAGAGCUGCAUUGAUGAAGAAAGUUGCCAGCUUGCCUUGAUCGAAACCAACUUCGCAGAUGGCCUGUGGAUGUAUAACAUCUUUACAAAGGGUAAUGUCCAAAUUGUCAGUCCUCAGGGUGGCCUACCAGCCUUGCUAUUCAACUCCACCACAAAGAACGGCUUUACAAGUGAGAUUGCGGCAUGGCUCGCCCUAUCAACAGGAGGCACAGAUGUUGGAUCUAGCGGCAAUGACUCCGGCAUCGUCUACGUUGAUCCUAUCAUCUGGGGCGAGCCUACUGAUAGCACCAAUGUAUCCUGCUAUCCUCCUUGCACAUAUAUCCUGCCACCAAUGGUGCUGCCCACCAACACCACAUUCAAUUAUCCUCCUAUAGUCACAGGGAUCGGUGUGGGAUAUAUGAACCCCACAUCCUAUGUUUAUCUGGGCAACACAACCACAACAUCGUCAUACAUCAUGAGCUCCACUACUACCACCCUCAAUAUUCCUCCAGUCAUUGGGCCAACCAUUUCAUGGUGGCCCGUCCCUAUUGGCGCGAAUGUCACCACGACAACAGUGAUCACACCGACCCCAAGUAUCAUUCAGUCGGCUUUCAAUAUCAGUUGGCCACCAUACAGCCACAACGGAACAACAUUACCAGGAACCGUGGUCCCAUUUUACCCACCUCCAUGGCCCGGCUUUGAACCGUCUUCCACUUCAGGAGGCGCGACUUGGGUUACCGGGGAACCUACCACUGGGAACCAGGCGACUUCAACGGAAACUGGCGGAGGAGGUACCAAGACCACCGAUGGAGGAGGAACCAAGACGACUGGCGGUGGCACUGAUGAUGACCACCACCAUCAUCAUCAUGUCACGCACCACAAGGGCCCUUCUUCCCCGAAGUGCACAGACAAAGCACUCUGUGGGGGAGACUGCCACCAGGGAAUUGGGGGUCUUCUUAAUGACGUGUUCCAUGUUUGUACACGGUGCUGGACCGGAUGCGGAGGGUCAAAUUCUCCCAAUAAGGAUCCCAACAACCCUAAUAAUCCUAACAAGCCAGGACGAUCUUCCUCCAAGUCCUCUUCCUCAGAGUGUGAGACGGCCACUUACAGUUCUUGCAGCACCGCUUGCAUUACGGGGAGCUCCACUAGUUCUUGUUCAUCUACUUGCAAAGACAUUGUUGGCUGUGAUACCACCGGAACCUCAACCUAUGGCACAUAUACCCUCCCGCCUAUUUUAACCGGCGUUCCCGAGCUGUGGACCGAUUAUCCAGAUGAUGCUUCGACUGACCUGGACGCUGACUGGGAGGAUGGUGCUACAUUGUGGAGUCUGUACCACAAUUUACCUACUGCCACUUCUACCUCUGGGUCUAGCUCUAGCACUGGUACUGGCUCUGGCUCUGGCUCCAGUUCGGGUUCUGGUUCUGGCUCCACUUCUGGUUCUGGUUCUGGUUCUGGUUCUGGUUCUGGUUCUGGUUCUGGUUCUGGUUCUGGUUCUGGUUCUGGUUCUGGUUCUGGUUCUGGUUCUGGUUCUGGUUCUGGUUCUAGCACAGCGUCUAGUUCCGGCUCCAGCUCGGGUUCUGGUUCUGGUUCUGGCUCCGGCUCUGGGUCUGGGUCUGGGUCUGGGUCAGGUACAAACACUGAAACCCCAACCACAACAAAACCGGCUACUGUCAGUACAGUCACCGCCGUGGUGAUUGAAACCAAAACUGCGACUACUACGUACGACACCACAUUGGGCUGGGUGGACAUCUUCGCCCAGUGGAGACUAGAAGAACACAACAUCGCUAUUAGUGACUACGACAUUGGAUUCUACACACCCUCUGCCACGAUCGAGGUUUGCGAAGCGAAAUUCAGUUAUGUUUAUGGUGCUCCCUCUCCUAGACCAAAGAAGUGGUCCGACAUCCCACAAAGCGUGACGUUUUUCUCCAAGCUUACAGUCCUGGGUUCCAAGUACAGUGACUGUAUAUACACUAACGCAGCUGCUCCGAGCACUGGCGAUGGCGGUACGGUCUCGUGCUCUGGCUUCGAGGCGGCCUGCGCUGUGUCCACGGGGUCCGUCCUUGGUUGCAAUGCCGAUGCCCUUAUCGGUUGGGACACCAGUGUCAAGCCGCUUAUUAAUUGUCCAGUAACCUCGCAGACCAGCUCAGAGUAUACCUAUACGACAUCGGUCACGGUGCGGUCGACAAUGUCAUGAUUGCUUCUGGUCAUUUGAUCGGAUCGUGUCUUCCUGUUUCUUGCUACGCGUGUACACUAGUCGUCGGGAUUAUUUUAAUACCAAU